This is a messenger RNA of Sarcophilus harrisii (Tasmanian devil), 1428 nucleotides long. RefSeq names its product vomeronasal type-1 receptor 3-like. Gene Ontology annotation, biological process: G protein-coupled receptor signaling pathway. Lineage: Eukaryota; Metazoa; Chordata; Mammalia; Dasyuromorphia; Dasyuridae. The record is from RefSeq and is a predicted model, not a curated record. Gene Ontology annotation, cellular component: membrane. Gene Ontology annotation, molecular function: pheromone receptor activity.
AUGUCUACAACUACUCUGAGGCCACAGAUGGAUUUUGGAAAUAAUAGAAGCACAUCGGAGGUAAACCACUUAGUUCUACUUCAGUCAUUGAGAGUUGUUUAUCUUGAUUUAGUUCUAGGUAUUGUCUUCUUCAUGCAGACUGGAGCUGGUUUACUGGGAAAUCUCUUCCUCCUUUGCCAUUGUAUCUCCAAAUUCCUAACUGCUGGCAGGAAGAGGCCCAUAGACUCCAUUUUUUUCCACUUGUCCUUGUCCAACUUCAUAGGACUUAUUUCCAAGGGAAUUCCUCAGACAGUGGUUGGUUUGGGGCUGAAAAAUUUCCUGGAUCGAGUCAGCUGUCGCUUUAUUGUUUUCCUCCACCGAGUAGCCCGCAGUCUUUCUAUCAUUAUCACCUGCCUUCUGAGUGGUCUUCAGAUUAUCACCAUCAGUCCCUUUUCCUAUUCCUUAUUGUCACAACUCAAAACCUAUGCCUCAAUAUACAUUCCCAUUCUGUUUUUCUGCUGGAUCCUACAAAUACUGAUACAUAUUCAUAUGUUUGUGAACAUGCAAAUUACAGAAAACCUUAACAACACAAGGAUAUGGAAUCUAGGAUUCUGUUCAGAAUCUGUUUCAAUCUCAUUCAAAGCCUCAAUAUAUAUCAUUGUAUAUUCUAUUCCUGAUCUCCUGUGUGUGGAAUUUUUGAUUAUGGCCAGUGGCUAUCUGAUUUUUCUCCUGCAAAGACAUCAUCGGCAAGUCCAGCAUAUUCACGGCUCCAGUCAAUUGUCAAGAAGGUCUCCUGAAAUGAGAGCUACCUAUACCAUCUUGGUAUUGGUUUGUACCUAUGUUUCAUUUUAUUCAGUCAGUUCCAUUUUAGGAUUUUAUGUCUUUCAUUUUAAUAGACAUUCUCGGUGGUUGUUGCCCACCACAGCUUUCUUGGAAGCCAGUUAUGAAGCUAUCAUCCCAUUUGUGCUUAUCAGCUCUGAUUCCCAAAUUCUCCAUUUCUUUGAAUCACUCUGGCAGAAGAAAACAUCCCAUAACUCUUAUCUACAUCAUCGGCAAGUCCAGCAUAUUCAUGGCUCCAGUCAAUUGUCAAGAAGGUCUCCUGAAAUGAGAGCUACCUAUACCAUCUUGGUGUUGGUUUGUACCUAUGUUUCAUUCUAUUCGGUCAGUUCCAUUUUAGGGUUUUAUGUCUUUCAUUUUUAUAGACAUUCUCAGUGGUUGUUGCCCACCAUAGCUUUCUUGGAUGCUAGUUACCAAGCCAUCAGCCCAUUUGUGAUUAUCAAUUCUGAUACCCAAAUUCUCCAUUUUUUGAAUCACUCUGGCAAAGAAAAUAUCCAUAACUCUUUCCCUAAACAUUCCACUGUCCAGCACUCUAUUUCCACUUAUCCAGAAAGAAAUCUUUCAGUAGCUAAGGAGAUCAGGUCAGUAAACAAUAGAAUCAAAGAAAUGUAG